Messenger RNA from Rhodotorula graminis WP1, 1710 nucleotides. RefSeq lists its product as uncharacterized. The transcript is spliced from 5 exons. The record is from RefSeq and is a predicted model, not a curated record. The coding region runs from base 1 to 1710 and encodes 569 amino acids. Lineage: Eukaryota; Fungi; Basidiomycota; Microbotryomycetes; Sporidiobolales; Sporidiobolaceae.
AUGUCCACCACGUCUGAGACCGCCGAUACUGCGCCACAAGGUGCACAAGAAGCAGCAAGCCCUGUGGCCUCGCCGAUCCAUGCCCAGGCGCCCUCGACUGCUCCCCCUCCUCAACUCUCCCCCACCGCCUCGUCGUCGACCCGGUCUCGCUUCUUCGCGACCGCCUCGUCCCGCCCGUUCUCGCGCAGCGCCCUCCAGCGCCAGAGCGUUCACACCCUUCCCUCGAUCCACCACCUCCAGCACGGGUUCGCCAAACUCGGCCUCCUCGCUCAAGCCCACCCUCGCGCCGCACCGCCGCCGAGGCGCACCUCGUCGUCCUCGAAUGGCGUCCUCCAGCCUCUCGAGCACGAGAGCGCAGUCGACGGCGACGGCGGCGCGAUCGACGAGCUGGGCCCGCAGCCCGACAAGCCCGUCGUCGACCUGCGCAUGCCGUGGGAGCGCGACGAGGCGCUCACUCGCAGCGCGGUGCUCAAGGACGAGGCGCAGCUGCGCUCCGAGGCGUACGAGGCCCUCGAUGCCGUGUGUGACUGCUGGUCUAUCGCUCCCGGUUCGACACGCCCGCCUUGCCGACCUUCAUCUUCAUCGACCAUGUCGCGCAAUCCUUCGACCGCGUCCGCCAUCACGCCAAUGAGUCCAGCCGACGACACGUCCUUCCCCUCGUCCGCCGACGACGCCAAUCUCCCCCUCGUCCCCACCCUCCUCGCCACCACCACCCUCGCCGUCCGCGCCAUCCAGGCCUUCGCCGUCUCCCUGCCCUCGCCGCCCGCCCCGUCAAGGGCCGGCACCGAGAGCGCCGAAAACCCGCUCAUCGUCCUGCGCCGCACAAGCCUCGACGUGCUCGGCAUGCUGCGCGAGAUCGAGGCGCGGUACCGCCUGCCGGGUACCGUCGGUACCGACGACGCGGCGGUGGCUCGUCCAUCGACGCUCACGAGCGAGGCCGGCGACGAUCAGGGCGCGCGAGCGACGGGACAUGCCGAGGUCACCGCGCCGCACGGCGACCCGGCGUCGCAGACGGCGUCGCCAGAGCCGCAGUACCGCGUCGAUGUCGAGCUGUCGGCUCUCGAGCGCGAGGCGGCGCUCGUCGAGCGGUGGCUCGGCACGCGUGACCUGACUCGUGGGGGACCACCUUGGCGUACAGUCCGAGCUUACGCCAUCAUGGUCGCUGACGCGUCGGCGUCGACGGCUGAACACGCCCUGCCCGACCCCGCCGACGACUGGUGCGGCUUUCUCGACGCGCUCAGCGACGGCACCCUCCUCCUCGAGUCGUUCAACAACGUCCUUCGCCACUCGCCCUGGUCGCGCCCGUUCGGCUUCGUCCCCUCGUCCUCGAUACACGUCUUUCCUCCUCUCGCCGCGGUCGGCAUCAUCGGCAGCAGCGGUGGGCCAGCUUCGUCGAGCAUGAGCCGGACGGCGAGCGCGGCGAGCGACGGCGGCGAGAGGGUCGGCGCCACGUUCAGGAGGGCCGAGAACCUUGGGCAAUGGAGCGCUGCCCUCAAGCACCGCUACGCCCUCUCGCUCGGCCCGCCGCCGUUCGACAUCCGCCUCAUCGCUGCGCGCAGGCCCGAGUCGGCAGCCGAGUGGCGCGAGAUGCUCGCCGGAGCGGUCGAGGGCUGGGCAGGGGCGGUGGCGAGCGAGGCGAGCGAGGUCGAGAGCGAGCGGCAGCGGCGAGGGGAGGAAGGGCGAGCGAGCGGCCAGGGUUCGAGCGAGUAG